AUGGCUUACUGCCCCCUGAUGAAAUGUGAUCUGGGUCAGAAGGCCAUGGAGUCUCUGAACUCAGAGGGACUGAAGCCCAACUUUCAUGAGCUGGACAUCAACGAUCCAGACAGCUGUGAGGCAUCUGAUGCAGAUGGAAAAGCGCUAUAUAGUCAAUUUAUUUGUGUGGUGAACAUCUCCAGCAUGUUAGGCUCACAAGCACUUAACAGCUGUAGCCCCGCCCUCCAAGAGCAUUUCCGCAGAGAGGACAUAACAGAGGAGGAGCUUGAGGGACUGAUGCAGAGAUUUGUCACUUUGUCGAUGAGGCAAAGUGGAACCAAC
Messenger RNA from Thalassophryne amazonica, 321 nucleotides. Its product is annotated as carbonyl reductase [NADPH] 1-like. Gene Ontology annotation, molecular function: carbonyl reductase (NADPH) activity. The record is from RefSeq and is a predicted model, not a curated record. The annotation marks the transcript as partial. The transcript has 3 exons. NCBI's taxonomy places the organism in Eukaryota, Metazoa, Chordata, Actinopteri, Batrachoidiformes, Batrachoididae.